CGUGGCACAUGAGGUCAGAAAUGCUUGACAGGGCUCUCUAUGCAAGAGCUGGCCUGUUAUUCGAGCAUGGGAUAAUCGGGUUGCGGAGUACUGUCCGUCUGUACAGUCUAAAGAUGGAAUUCCAACUGUUUAGUGAUAAGAAUGCUGUUUCUUUUUCUCGAGGAGCCUUUCUUUUAAUUCAUGGUAUAUAUUCAGCGCAGGCUUUUAUGUAGGCUGGUGGGGUAUUAGGUAUUAUUUGUUUGGCUAUAAAUGAGAUUUUUCAAUAUUUCCCGUUUGGCUAAUAAAUUUGCUAUUUGAAAAGUGUAUACGUUGCAGUCUAUAGCCGCGUAUCACAGAGGCCGCACAUUGUUAGAAAAAAGGCUCGUGCAUUCCACCUGAAAAUACUUCAUGUUGUAGCAAGCAACUGGACUUAUUUCAUUAUACUCGAAUAUAUACUUUGGAGGAAAUAAUGCACAGCAAAGUAAACAGUUCGGAUGACCAAAACCUACCCACUUUACAAAAAUUCAUACUUCAGAAACAGUUCAAAGCUACAUCUGCGCUGUUCUACUAAUGAUUAUUGGCUAAUGUAUGUAAAAUGAAUUCAGAGCCUCUUUACUGUCAUCUGCCUUUCCAAAGAACGUUUGGAACUGAGAGUUUAGAGGCAAACUGAAAAGAACACAUGUAAUGUUGCCGAGGACAAAACAGAGGAGCUGGUAAUAAAAGCUUACAUCAUCAUAUUGCCAUUAUUAACAUUAAAAGCAGAAGGAAAAGGAGAAAGAUAGUAACGUGUUACAAAUGACGUUGUACACUUUAUUCCUAUCUUCAUUCUUCAAAACAUUUCAGCCAUAAUCCUUAAGCGAAGGUAAACUGUUAAACUGUUGGUUUUCAUCUACUUUGUGUUAUGAUGACGUAUGUAGUGUGAAACGGUUCUGUAUCUGAUGAUGAGGUUCACAAAGGCUUGCGAAGCCCACACAGAUGGUGAUUUUAAAAUCUUGACAAUGUGAUGGCACUGAUAUUACAGAAAUGUUCUUCUCCAAAGAAAAAAGACUGAUGUGCGUAGGAUGGAAGCGCUGCUGUAAGUGAAAUCACACUUGCACUGAACACUGCUGCUUCCGUUUCUAUGACCUGUGCUCUCAACAAACAUGCUGCUGAUGAACAAUCUACCUGAUUAUUCUGUACAAUUUGUGCAUGUUAGCUUUAUGAACUGACCUAAUAUGAGGACUUCGUACGAGUGUAACUCACUUGGAGAUAAUAUGUACUUACAGGCUCAUUGGGUUAACUGAGAAGGUAGCAGCAUGGCCUUCAAUGCAUUUUGUAUAGCUUGCUAUCAGAUAUUGAUGUGUAUGAAAAUCAGGCUGGAUGAUUUUCCUACGCAUGACGGCUGGUGGACUUGUUGAAUUUGAUCUGUGAUACUGCUUAAACUGAUUGAAUCAAAGUUUUGGUUGCACUGGAUGUACGUUUUGACACAGAAAUCUGAAGUAGUUUGCAUCAAACAGUCCGGCGUAUGUUCCCUGCAUAUGGAUUCAGAUGCCACCUUCUCUUAUUUGAGCCAUUUCAAACAGAUGCUACGUUUUUCUCUUACGCCUCUUUGUUUAAACAAGAUGUUCUAUCCUCUGAAUAAAACCAGAUGAUAAUGUGGUCGAAUUUUCCAGAUAUCUUUUUGGAAUUAAAAAGAAAAACAGAUGCAUGGUCGGCCGGUCGAAUUUUCGUUGUGCCCAUGUCUGGCCUGCUAUUGGUGCUUGUUUACACGGCACCCAAAGGCUAUUCUGAUUGGUCUCUUUUCUCACGUGACUAACCAACUUUGUACAUUUGACAGGGGGAGUAGGUGGGUUUUGGAGAGAUCAGGAAAACGACAGCGCGAUAAAAAUUAGAAUUGUUGCACUUCACAAAUUAAUGACCAUGAGUUCCUACUUGAUCAAUUCGAAUUACAUCGAGCCCUCUUUCCCGCCGUGCGAGGAGUACCAGCAGAACGGCUACAUCCCCGUCUCUUCUGACUACUACGAUCGACCGAAAGACUCGGGUUUCCCCCAUCACGAGGAGGCAACAUAUCCGCGGUCAAACUACCAAGACCCGAGCUAUGAAUACGGUAACGUCUCAAGCAAUGGUCUCGUGGAUUUCAACGAUCGACAUCACGUACAACCUCCGUCCGUUCCCCCAAAUCACGGGCCCCACCUCAACACCGAGAGCUGCGCUGGAACGACUGCAACCAAGGAUUGCAGCCUCGCCACAGAGGCUCUCCCUGCCCCACCGAAGGGGAAGGAGCCAGUGGUCUACCCCUGGAUGAAGAAGGUCCACGUUAAUACGGUGACCGCUAACUAUUCUGGAGGAGUGCCCAAGAGGUCUCGGACCGCCUACACACGCCAGCAAGCUCUGGAGCUUGAGAAGGAGUUUCACUUUAACCGGUACCUGACCCGGCGUCGGCGGGUGGAGAUAGCACAUACUAUGUGCCUAUCAGAGCGACAGGUAAAGAUAUGGUUCCAGAACCGUCGCAUGAAAUGGAAGAAAGACCACAAGUUGCCCAACACGAAGGUUCGUUCUGCUAGCUCCUCGACCCCCAACCACCAAGUCAAAACGGACGCGAGCCAACAGCAGCAGCAGACACUGCUUCCCACGCCAUGCUCAUCUAGCCUAUAGUGAUGGAGGAACGUCAGAAGCAGCAGAACUGAGCAAGACAGAAGAAAACAGAGCAGUAUUCGGAUCGGAGCUUCACAGGGUUACUUUCUAUUCCAAAAUGGAUGGGGCAGCCUCAACUCACCUUCCUUUCUCGCCUCACUUACCCCAUGAAAUCAAACAACCUGAGCUGGAAAAUGCACCCGUCCAACAUGGUUAGAUGAAGGUGUUUUUUCUUCUUUUUCAUGGAACAAUGACAGAACACAACUAAACUCGAAGUAUGGCUGUUUGCUGUUGAAAUGAAACCCUGUUAAGCACUAUUGUUGUGGAUAGUAAGCAUGGAGCUUGCAUUCGGGUGGGAGUCCCGUUUUUGGAGAUGGGUCAAGUGAAGCAUGUACAAAUCUCAUGAAGGCACAAAUGUAGGAACAAUCUCGUCCUUAAAUGAGGAACCCUAAAUUUUGUUUGUCUUAGUCCCAAGUAUUUGAGUGUGUUCUGUAUGACGUCAUCCAAGCUGUGAAUAAUCGUGUAUUUAGUUAUCUGUAUAUUGGUGGAUAUGUCAUGCUGUUUUAGUAUAUGCAAGUAAUUGUAUCAGUGGAUAAUAAUAAAUGCGUUUAUUGUGA
This is a messenger RNA of Pygocentrus nattereri (red-bellied piranha), 3209 nucleotides long. RefSeq names its product homeobox A4a (gene hoxa4a). The transcript has 2 exons. Bases 1873 to 2613 code for a protein of 246 amino acids. Gene Ontology annotation, biological process: regulation of transcription by RNA polymerase II; anterior/posterior pattern specification; embryonic skeletal system morphogenesis. Gene Ontology annotation, molecular function: DNA-binding transcription factor activity, RNA polymerase II-specific; RNA polymerase II cis-regulatory region sequence-specific DNA binding. Gene Ontology annotation, cellular component: nucleus. Lineage: Eukaryota; Metazoa; Chordata; Actinopteri; Characiformes; Serrasalmidae. The record is from RefSeq and is a predicted model, not a curated record.